AUGUGUGAGGUGUAUUCCAAUGCUCCCGGUCAAAUGUUCAAAUGUCGUGGACCAUGCGGUCGACUGGUGCAUCCUGCAUGUAUGCGUUACAAAAUCCCUCCUCCAGCCGACAACAAUCGUGAAGAUCGAUUCCAAUGCCCGGAAUGCCUUACGGGAAAUUACCUAUGUCGGAUUUGUGGAAAGCCGGGUGAUUCGAGCGCUCAGAGUACCGUCGGACCCGUGAUUCCCUGUCAGUCUCCUGGAUGUGGUCGUCAUUUUCAUCGGGAUUGUUUACUCGAUUGGCCUGGAGUGACAACACGACCCCCGGGCAGUAAUAACGGAACCACCAAAAGUGCUGACUUUCAGCUUAUCAAGUGUCCUGCCCAUUGUUGUAAUACUUGUGUCUCGGAGCUAGACGAAUCGUUCCCCACUGAUGCACCGCUUCCGGGUUCCAAAGACCGCGAACUUCUCCAAUGCGUCCGUCGUGGCGUGUUUCCUCGGUACGCCCAGAUCGUUUGGGCCAAAAUCCAACAUUUUCGAUGGUGGCCUUGUGAGAUUAUUCACGCACGAAAUGCUCCGAUGAAUAUUUUGAAUAUGGCUCGUCCGGAAGGCACAUUUCCGAUACAUUUUCUCGGAUCUGACGAAUACCAGUGGAUCGCUCGUGGCUGUGUUCUUCCAUAUGAGAUCGGACUGAAAACGUCCGCUGCAAAAGACAGUCUAGGCUCGAAAAGUGUGGAGAAGGCCUUCACUCGAGCCUUGGGACGAGCACCUCGAGCGCAUCAACUGUAUGUGAAUCAUGUGGUGAAGCGUGAACUGCCACUCACCUCUAUGCAUGCGGAAUCGUUGCCAGACGAGGAGCUUCUUCCACCCACUGCCAUGGAUGCGGAUAUUGUUAUUCAUCGAAACUUGGAUGAAGAUCUAAAAAUGACCGCUACCGCCUACAUGACUUUGAUUGAAAGCAAUGUGUAUUGGACGGAAGAAUUGCUGAGAAAAGUACGAGACGAUGAGGAUUCGAAACUCUCCUCGCUGGAGUCGUGUUGUACGUGCAGUUCCGCCGCCGAAUCCAAUUCCCCCGGAAAAUGCACACUAGAGAUUCAGUGUCCGAAUGUAAUGGCAUCGAUUGAGUGUGACCGACAGCGUUGUUCGUUCGGUACCACGGAUUGUGGCAAUCGUCAAUUCUCCACAAUUAGCCAAAACUUGGAACACGACUUGUUCAAUGUGGUGCGAACUGUGAAUCGGGGUUACGGAGUGAAAACCACUAUCCCCUUUAGUGAACACGCAUUAGUCAUGGAAUUCCGUGGUGAGGUCGUCGAUAUUGACGAGGCUAAUCGACGCCUAACCGAAGCUCUGGGUCCAUCCGCCUUGGCCAAUCUGAGCUCAUCCCGCAAAGGCUUUCAACCGUUGGCCGAAUCGUAUCUCAUCCGUUUAGGACCGGAUCGAGAUCUUGUGUUGGAUGCGGCUUCGAAGGGCAAUUUGGCACGGUUUAUCAAUCACUCGUGCGAACCAAACUUGGUUGCCGAGUGUUGGAUAGUCGAUGGCUUGCCACGAUUAGGUCUGUUUGCUACAAGAGCCAUUACUGCGAACGAAGAGUUAACUUUAGACUACGUUCUGGCUGAUUUUCUUGCUACCGGACUGAUGGGUUCGCAGAGCCUGUGUCUUUGCGGUACUGACACUUGUGUCAGUACAUUGCACUUACCUGCAAGUUUUCCCCCGGUCACUACCACUGCCAGUAAAACAGAAGAGUUCCCGCAACCGGAAACCGCACGUUCGCCGGCUCCGGAACGGCGCAAAUCCAGACGCACUGACCCUCAGGCUACAGAAACCAAACCAGAACAGGAAAAGCCUGAACGCAGCGAACAGGUGUUAUCUGUUGCUAAUCUGCUGGCCGCGGCUGCUUUAAAUCGUUCAUCCGCACGACGCCCCUUGAUUCAACCGAGCACCGCCGCUGCGCGUGCAUCGAAAGAGCUGGGCAAAGCAGCACCUGUCACUCUUUCGAAUAGGGCUACGACUAAGUCAGCUCAAAGCAAGAUCGAAGAAAGUUUACCGCUGACUCUCCGGCCUCCUCCACAUGAAGACUUUUGUUACCGGUCAGUUGCUCAAUUCGUAUGCGUACAGUGCUGUCUCUAUGCUGUUGAUAAUUUGUGCUCACAUUUGAACUUCCGGUAG
Molecule: messenger RNA, 2145 nt
Organism: Echinostoma caproni
Lineage: Eukaryota; Metazoa; Platyhelminthes; Trematoda; Plagiorchiida; Echinostomatidae
Source: the annotation of a GenBank genome assembly